Molecule: messenger RNA, 729 nt
Organism: Melampsora larici-populina 98AG31
Lineage: Eukaryota; Fungi; Basidiomycota; Pucciniomycetes; Pucciniales; Melampsoraceae
Exons: 3
Coding region: 1-729 (242 amino acids)
Biological process (GO): vacuolar proton-transporting V-type ATPase complex assembly
Cellular component (GO): extrinsic component of endoplasmic reticulum membrane; Vma12-Vma22 assembly complex
Source: RefSeq, a predicted model, not a curated record
AUGUCUGACUCCAGUACUUCGAUGGAAACACUUGACGGUUUACUGGUAAAACAUUUGGAUACUCUUGAUCUCUACAUGGCUGAGUACCAAACUGUAGAAACUCAUCUUAAAAAGGCAUUCUUUGACCUGGCUAGGGCCAAGGUAGCCCUUGGACCCAAUAGAGUUGGCAAGAACAGCUACGAUCUGACUCCAAAGGCUGCCGUCAAGAGGGCGUGUUUAAACUCUUCAGGGUCGAACGACGCUCCUUCGGUACCAUCUGACGGAGAUGUUCAUGACACCUUCAGUCUGAAUAAUUACAUACCUGCGCCUCCCGACUUGGAUGAACAAGUGAUUGCUGAACAAGCGUCUACCUCGCCUUCUGAUCUCAAGGCUGGAACAUUGGAUGUCGAUCAAAAGUCUCAAGGAUUACUCCGGCGCAGAAAGGCUACUCAACUUGAAAAAGAUAACACGACCGAUGACGCUAAUGGUAUCACAACAUCUCCAGAGCCUAGCCAGCAGAACGACGACGAUUCCAUGCAGCCAGUUUCAACUAAACCUUCACAUCCGGCACCGAUUCAUCCCAUUCAUCAAUUUGCUGCCUUUCCGCCUCCGUCACUGAAAGCGGCCGAGACAGGCUUUUCGACCGCACUGGAAAGUAUCAUUCGGGUAUUGAACGUUCGGUACCAAUUGAACAGUCUAGAGUCUGCCAUUGAGUUGCAGAAAAGCAGGACAACCUCUGAUGCAGUUUGA